Molecule: messenger RNA, 1678 nt
Organism: Agelaius phoeniceus (red-winged blackbird)
Lineage: Eukaryota; Metazoa; Chordata; Aves; Passeriformes; Icteridae
Source: RefSeq, a predicted model, not a curated record
AUGGGGCGCCCAGGUCCCCAGAACGUGACCUGCGUGUCCUACAAGCACCCGAGCGUGCGGGGCGCGCUGGGCGACGCGGGGGGGGCGGCGGCCGGCGCCGUGCGCUGCCCCCCCGGGCAGUGCUGCGUGGGCAUCUGGAACCGCAGCCACGCUCUGGUGCAGGGCUGCUGGGGGGGGCGGGGGGACGCCUGUCCCUCGGCCACCUGCGCGCCCAGCCCCGCGGGCCACCCGGGCAGCUCCGUGCUGCUGUGCCUGUGCCACGGCCACCUCUGCAACGGCAACGCCACCGGCGCCGCGGCGGCCGCCGGGGGGCCCCGCCCGGGCCCAGUGCCCGGCCAGGGGGGGUCCGCGGGGACCCUGUGGCUGCUGGGCGCCAGCCCCCUCCUCCUCAUCCUCCUCAUCUGUCUGGGCGUCCUCGGACUGCGCCGGACGAGGGCCCGCACGGGGCAGCCACCGCGGGGGGGACGGAGAAUCGGGGUCCCCCCCCCGGAGCCCCCCAGCCCGGACCUGCCUGCGCUGCACUUCCUGCAGGUGCUGCAGUCCGGGCGCUUCUCGGCCGUGUGGCGGGGCACGCUGCGCCAGCGGCCCGUGGCCAUCAAGGCGUUCGCGGCCGGGGCCGGCCGGAGGUUCGCGGCCGAACGCGCCGUGCACUCGCUGCCGCUGAUGGAGCACGAGAACGUGGCCAGGCUGCUGCACACCCGGGAGGCCGCGCCCCGAGCCCGCGGGGGGCUCCUGGUGCUGCAGCUCUACCCGGCCGGCUCCCUGCGCCACUUCCUGGGGCAGCACGUGGGGACCUGGGCAGGCAGCGUGCGCCUGGCGCUGUCCCUGGCCCGCGGCCUGGCCUUCCUGCACCAGGAGCUGUGGCGUGACGGGCUGUACAAGCCCAGCGUGGUGCACCGGGACUUGAGCAGCCAGAACGUGCUGGUGCGGGAGGACGGCACCUGCGCCAUCGGUGACUUCGGGCUGGCGCUGGCGCUGCCACCGCGCACCCAGGACAGCGCCAGCAGCCGGCACAGCGUGGCCAUCCGCAAGGCGGGCACCCAGCGGUACCUGGCACCCGAGAUCCUGGAUGAGAGCCUGGACCUGCGGGCCUGGGGCCGGGCGCUGCGCCAGGCCGACGUCUACGCGCUGGGGCUGCUGCUCUGGGAGAUCCUGUCCCGCUGCCAGGCCCUGAGCCCCGGAGCCCCGGUGCCGCCGUUCCGGCUGGCCUACGAGGCCGAGCUGGGCUCCAGCCCCAGCGGGGCUCAGCUGCGCCGCUUGGCCGCGGACGAGAGGCGGCGGCCGCUCAUCCCCCCGGCCUGGCACCGCACCCCGCAGGCCGGGGGGGCUCUGCCGGAGCUGCUGGAGGAUUGCUGGGACCCGGACCCCGAGGCGCGGCUCUCGGCCGAGCGGGCGCUGCAGCGGCUCCAGCGCUUGGCCGCGGGGCCCGCACCGGCCCCGGGGGACCCCGGCCCAGCGGCCGCCCCCGGCCAGGUCCUGGAGUCUCCUGCCAUGUGGAACCCUGGUGCAGGUACAGGGGGACACCCCAAACUGGGGGGGCUGCCUUGACCCCCCCCAGGGUCAGACCCCCCCCUCAAUCUCCGCCUUUUUCCCCCCCAGGACAGCCGCCCCCCCCCAACCCCGCGUACCCCCCGAACCCCACGUACCCCCCCCAGGUCCCACCCCCCAACCCCGUGUA